UACAUCCUUUUAUAUACUUACCUCAUGGGUGACACCAACGACUCCAUCAACGACUCCACGGACGACUCCUCUAAAAUCGACUCCACCAAGAUCGACUCCACAACACCACCACCACCCCGGUCCUCUCAUGACUACUCUCCAAUUACUCCUGAUAAGUUGGAUGGGUCCAACUAUCCUGCAUGGUCUCGUAGUGUUCGCUUGGCCAUCACUGCUCGUCGUAUGGCUGGUUUCAUUAAUGGUAAAAAGAUUGCCCCUGCCAUUGAUGAUCCUAGCUAUGAAGCUUGGGAUGAAGACAACUGUUUGGUGCAGUCAUGGCUCCUCAAUUCCAUGACCAAAAAUGUACGUGCCUUAUUUGACCAUUGCUCAACGGCUUAUGCGGUGUGGGAUGCAUCUCGGAAGACUUACACUGUUACUCAGAAUAGCUCCAAGUUGUACCAACUCCGUCGCCAGUCCGUCACCACCUCUCAAAAUGGUGAGCCUGUGAAUGUCUUCUAUGAAAAGUUACACAUCAUAUGGCAGGAAAUUGACAGCCUCCGUCCCUGCAAACAUACCAAUCCCGAUGAUGUGGCUCUUCACCAACAAGCACUUGAGGUGGAACGUGUGUACGAUUUUUUGGGAGGACUCGAUCCCAACUUUGAUUCUGUUCGUAGUCGGAUUCUUGCCAUGAAUCCGCUUCCAGCAGUCAUUGAAGCUUAUGCACUUGUGGUAGAAGAAGAUAACCGACAAUCCUCCAUGCUUGGCGGGGGAAGUGCAAUGGCCGUCAAGCCCUAUCGACCACCACACCGUACGUCCUCCGGAUUUCCCCCCCGGGGUCCCAAAACUGACGAUGCAAAGGGAACUCAGAAGUGCACUCAUUGUGGUGGUAAUCAUCUUGUUGAGAAGUGCUUUAAGCUUCAUGGUUAUCCUGAGUGGUGGGAUGCUCUCAAGUCCCGCAACAAAACACCCAAGGCAGCAUGUGUUAUAACUACCGAUGCCUCUCCAUCUUCCACCCUACUCUCCGACUCCGAAUCAGGACCUCACGACUCACGCGACGAUUGGGCAUGGUAAACGAAGAGGGGGG
Molecule: messenger RNA, 1060 nt
Organism: Prunus avium (sweet cherry)
Lineage: Eukaryota; Viridiplantae; Streptophyta; Magnoliopsida; Rosales; Rosaceae
Source: RefSeq, a predicted model, not a curated record